Molecule: messenger RNA, 2317 nt
Organism: Dromaius novaehollandiae (emu)
Lineage: Eukaryota; Metazoa; Chordata; Aves; Casuariiformes; Dromaiidae
Gene: ZIC3
Product: Zic family member 3
Exons: 3
Coding region: 43-1443 (466 amino acids)
Biological process (GO): regulation of transcription by RNA polymerase II
Cellular component (GO): nucleus
Molecular function (GO): RNA polymerase II cis-regulatory region sequence-specific DNA binding; DNA-binding transcription factor activity, RNA polymerase II-specific
Source: RefSeq, a predicted model, not a curated record
GGAGGGGGGACAGGCUGCCGCCGCGCCGUCGGCCCCGCGCCCAUGACGAUGCUGCUGGACGGAGGGCCGCAGUUCCCGGCGCUGGGGGUGGGCGGCUUCGCGGCGCCCCGCCACCACGACAUGGCCGGCCGCGACGCCGCCGCCGCCGGCAUGGGGCUCGGCGCCUUCGGGGACUCCUCGCACGCCGCCGCCGCCGCCUUCAAGCUCAACGCGGCCCCGCACGACCUCGCCGCCGGGCAGAGCUCGGCCUUCACCCCGCAGGCGCCGGGCUACGCCAGCGCGCUGGGCCACCACCACCACCACCACCACCACCACCACCACCACGCCGGGCAGGUGCCCUCCUACGGCGGCGCCGCUGCCUUCAACUCCACGCGCGACUUUCUCUUCCGCAACCGCGGCUCCGGCAUCGCCGAGGCCGCCCCGGGCGCGGCGCAGCACGGCAUCUUCGGCGGCUCGGCCGGCGGCCUGCACGGCCCCGGCGGCCUCGCGGAGAGCCCGGGCUACCUGCUCUUCCCGGGGCUGCACGAGCAGAGCCCCAGCCACACGUCGCCCACGGGGCACGUGGACAACGGGCAGAUGCACCUGGGGCUGCGCGGGGAGCUCUUCGGGCGGCCGGACCCCUACCGCGCCGUCUCCAGCCCCCGCACGGACCCUUACGCCGGGGCCCAGUUCCACAACUACAACCCCAUGAACAUGAACAUGGGCAUGAACGUGGCGGCCCACCACCACCACCACCACGGCCCCGGCGCCUUCUUUCGGUACAUGCGCCAGCCCAUCAAGCAAGAGCUCUCCUGCAAGUGGCUCGACGAGAGCCAGCUCAGCCGGCCCAAGAAGAGCUGCGACAGGACUUUCAGCACCAUGCACGAGCUGGUGACCCAUGUCACCAUGGAGCACGUCGGCGGCCCCGAGCAGAACAACCACAUCUGCUACUGGGACGAGUGCCCGCGGGAGGGCAAGUCCUUCAAGGCGAAAUACAAACUGGUGAACCACAUUCGCGUGCACACGGGGGAAAAGCCUUUCCCCUGCCCCUUCCCGGGCUGCGGGAAGAUCUUUGCCCGCUCGGAGAACCUCAAGAUCCACAAGCGGACCCACACAGGUGAGAAGCCCUUCAAGUGCGAGUUCGAGGGCUGCGACAGGCGCUUCGCCAACAGCAGCGACAGGAAGAAACACAUGCACGUCCACACCUCGGACAAGCCCUACAUCUGCAAGGUGUGCGACAAAUCCUACACCCACCCCAGCUCACUUAGGAAACACAUGAAGGUGCACGAAUCCCAGGGGUCGGACUCUUCCCCUGCCGCCAGCUCGGGGUACGAGUCCUCGACCCCCCCCGCGGUGGGCUCCGCCGGCAGUAAGGACUCCACUAAAACGCCGCCGGCCGCCCUUCAGAGUAACCCUGGCCACAACCCCGGACUGCCCCCCAAUUUUAACGAGUGGUACGUGUGAAGGCAGCUGCUGCCCCAGCCAGAGACUGGACCAAACGCGUUGGGAACAAGGGAAAAGACAAGCCGGCUGCCGCUCGCUCCCGCGGAAACGGAGUUUCCACGCCAACGACCGCAUAGGGCUACACCUAGCUAACCGCCAGGAUCCGGAGGGGGGUCUUUUAUUAUUACCUUAUAAUUAUUACUAUUUUUUGCAAGCCCAGACGCUGGACUAGCCAUGUCCUUUUCUCAGGAUUGGAUUUCUUUUUUUUUGUUGUUGUCAUUUUUUGCAAUCGCCGUCGUUUCUUUUAUUUCCCCCUUCCGCCCCAGUUCUUCUUCCUCCGAUUCCCCACUUUUUAUUUUUAAUUUGUUUGUUUUAUUUUUCCUUCUUUCGGUGGGAUGUUGACAUGAGGAUGAAAAUUCUCCUUCGCCUUAGUGGUGAUUGUUUAAACUUACAGUCUUAAACCGUGCCAAAGUCCUGUUAUGUCUUGAACUUUCCUCUCUAGCUCUCCUACUGCUUCUCUUUCUCUCUCUCUCUCUCUCUGCUCUCCUCCUCUUUCUCCUUCUCUCUCUCCAAGCAUUACACUUGUGAAUGUAUUCUCGUCUGAUGGGGUCGGUCAGUAUUUUUCAGGAUGAGGAUGUGGUGUUUAUUCUACCCAGAUUGUGACGUUUAGUAUAACAGUUGCCUUUUUGUAAUAACUUUUUUUGUAAAUACAUAUCCAUGAUGCCAUAUUUAUCGUUCGUAAUUUAAUUAUUGAUACAAAGUGCCGGGAACUGAACAAUAUUUAUGGGGGAGAAAAAAUUGUUUUCUAACAAAAAAAAAUGCAAACAAAAAAAACCCUCUGUACAGCUUUUGGUUAUAACUGCUUUAGCAUUAAAAGUUUAUUGUUUUGGAAAGA